AUGGAUUAUCGUCCGCGAUACUCUCAGCCCUUCACGUUGCAAGAGGCCGUGGGGUUGGAUGUUUCCGUGAUAACGGAAGAAAUAGCUCGUCUCCAGCACUCCUUACAGCACCUAAGAAGGACGCAAACCGAGCUGAAAGUGGUCUCCGAUGAAGCUCCCGAUCCUGAGUUCACCAAAGCGAUUGAGGAAAAUGACCUAGUCAUCGGCUCGCAGGAAGAGAGAGUCAGCAUUCUCAAGAUGGCGUUGACCGAGAAGGGUGUCCUCAUGGGUAGUCAUUACGAUGACAUUCCUCCCCAUACGGCUGGUAACGACGACGCGGCCCAGCAGGCGUGGGGGCAGCCGUCGACCUCGCCGACACCAACGGCGGUCACAGGUAACCAGUCCGCUGAGGCAGCGGAAGGCGGUGUUUUCUUGUGA
This is a messenger RNA of Fomitopsis serialis, 417 nucleotides long. RefSeq lists its product as uncharacterized. The record is from RefSeq and is a predicted model, not a curated record. The transcript has 3 exons. Bases 1 to 417 code for a protein of 138 amino acids. Gene Ontology annotation, molecular function: protein-macromolecule adaptor activity. Lineage: Eukaryota; Fungi; Basidiomycota; Agaricomycetes; Polyporales; Fomitopsidaceae. Gene Ontology annotation, biological process: proteasome regulatory particle assembly.